Molecule: messenger RNA, 1242 nt
Organism: Limulus polyphemus (Atlantic horseshoe crab)
Lineage: Eukaryota; Metazoa; Arthropoda; Merostomata; Xiphosura; Limulidae
Product: serine/threonine-protein phosphatase 6 regulatory ankyrin repeat subunit A-like
Exons: 11
Molecular function (GO): protein binding
Source: RefSeq, a predicted model, not a curated record
UCUGUUACGAACGAUGAAGACAAAGAAAAAUAGGAUAGAGGGAAUGUCAUCAAGUCGAACUGGAGACGGUUGCUGCGAAUCCUUGCUAAAGAAUGCAAUUAAUAAGGAUGAACAAAGGUUAAGCGCGAGAACAUGGUCUACGGGAUGUUAUGGUAAUAAUCCUGGACCAUCUAAAUCAUCUAAUUUACCUGUUGUGAAACCACAGUCCGCGCCUUCUGGUGUUAGUUUCAAGCGCCUUCCAAGCAUCAAAACUGCGCCACCAAUACGGAACCAGAGAAAAUGGACGUUCCCUUGCUACCCAAGGCGUGUUGUAAAGGAUACAUCUAUCCAAACAGAAAUAGAAAUUCCAGAAUAUCAAAAUGGAACACAGUGGUACGCUGACGGAAGAGAACCAAUGUUACCAAAUUCAGAAUCGGACGACAAGAGCUUGAACUUUUCGUCUCAUUGUCAAUCAGCAAAACAUGAAACCUUGUCUAGUGACGGCAGUUUGUCUAAAGAAGUAAAAGAAAAUGAUGAUAUUGAGCCCACCAAAAAGAAACAGUGCACUUUCACCCGAAAGUAUGACAGCUCCUAUAUUGAGUUUGGAUUUAUUGAAAUGAAUGACAAGAAAAAGAAUAGACCUCGGUGCAUAAUAUGUGGGGAUGAUACCAAAGAACGAUCAACGAAUAUGUUCCCGGAUGUUAGCGCACUCUAUGAUCAACUUACUCAAGAAGAGUUUCUUUCAACGUUGAGCAUACACGAAGCUGCCAAAAAUGGGGACUUGCACGCAGUUAAACUGCUGCUGAAAACCGACCGGAAACGAAUGGAGACUGUCGAUGAAAGAGCCUGGACUCCCAUCCACCUAGCGGCAGCACAUGGUCACUAUGAUAUCGUGAAAUAUCUAGGAGAAAAUGGAGCACACCUCGCCGCCUUGGAUCCUAGUGGCUAUACAGCUAUUCAUAUAGCAGCAAUGAACGGCCACGCAGACUGUGUUGAGGUUCUGCUGGUUAUGGGCUGCGAAGUAGACAAUGUGACGUCAGAAGGAUUUACGCCUCUUCAUCUUGCUGUUCUAAAUGCCAACAUCGAAUGUUGUCAGAUCCUACUUUCUUGGGGAGCCAACAUCAACCGGGAGGACGGAUUAGGGCGCACUGUUCACGACAUGGCGGAAGAAUACUCUUUAGAUGAAGUCGCAGAACUGCUUAGCAACUACGAAAAGAAACUGGAGAACUUUCAGAGCAUCUUACACAAGUUUUCUGACAAAAA